Molecule: messenger RNA, 2063 nt
Organism: Molossus molossus (Pallas's mastiff bat)
Lineage: Eukaryota; Metazoa; Chordata; Mammalia; Chiroptera; Molossidae
Gene: ENPP6
Product: ectonucleotide pyrophosphatase/phosphodiesterase 6
Exons: 8
Coding region: 86-1408 (440 amino acids)
Source: RefSeq, a predicted model, not a curated record
GAAGAGAGAAUAGCUACAGAUUCUCCAUCCUCAGUCUUUGCAAGGGGACGGCUGUGCCAGCCAGCUCGGGUAGGCUCCUGGCAGCAUGGCAGUGAAGCUUGGGGCCCUCCUGCUGGUCCUUGCCCUCGGCCUGGCCCAGCCAGCCUCUGCCCACCGGAAGCUCCUGGUGUUUCUGCUGGAUGGUUUUCGCUCAGACUACAUCAGUGAUGAGGCCCUGGAAUCCUUGCCUGGUUUCAAAGAGAUUGUGAGCAGGGGAGUGAAAGUGGAUUACUUGACCCCAGACUUCCCCAGUCUGUCUUACCCCAAUUACUACACCCUCAUGACCGGUAGACACUGUGAGGUCCAUCAGAUGAUCGGGAACUACAUGUGGGACCCCAACACCAACAAGUCAUUUGACAUCGGUGUCAACAAAGACAGCCUGAUGCCUCUCUGGUGGAAUGGAUCAGAACCUCUGUGGGUCACUCUGACCAAGGCCAAGAGGAAGGUCUAUAUGUACUACUGGCCAGGCUGCGAGGUUGAGAUUCUUGGUGUCAGACCCACUUACUGCCUGGAAUAUAAAAAUGUCCCGACGGAUAUCAACUUUGCCAAUGCAGUCAGCGACGCUCUUGACUCCUUCAAGAGUGGCCGGGCCGACCUGGCAGCCAUAUACCACGAGCGCAUCGACGUGGAAGGCCACCACUAUGGCCCCUCGUCCCCUCAGAGGAAAGACGCCCUGAAGGCUGUGGACACCGUCUUCAAGUACAUGACCCAGUGGAUCCAGGAGCGGGAGCUGCAGGACAAGCUCAAUGUCAUCAUCUUCUCAGACCACGGGAUGACGGACAUCUUCUGGAUGGACAAAGUGAUUGAGCUGAACAAGUACAUCAGCCUGGACGACCUGCAGCAAGUGAAGGACCGAGGGCCCGUUGUGAGCCUUUGGCCGGCCCCCGGGAAACACUCUGAGAUGUACACCAAGCUGAGAGCAGUCGGACACAUGGCUGUCUACGAGAAGGAAGCCAUCCCUGACAGGUUCUACUACAAGAAGGGGAAAUUUGUGGCUCCUCUGACCUUAGUGGCCGAUGAAGGAUGGUUCAUAACUGAGAGGCGAGAUCUGCUUCCGUUCUGGAUGAACAGCACUGGCAAGAGGGAAGGCUGGCAGCGUGGAUGGCACGGGUAUGACAAUGAGCUCAUGGACAUGAGGGGCAUCUUCCUGGCCUUUGGACCCGAUUUCAAAUCCAACUUCAGAGCGGCUCCAAUCCGAUCCGUGGACGUCUACAACGUCAUGUGCUGCGUGGCUGGCAUCGCCCCGCUGCCCAAUAACGGGUCCUGGUCCAGGGUGAUGUGCAUGCUGAAGGGCCCGGCCAGCUCGGCCCCGGCGGUCCCGCCUCGCAGUCUGGCACUGGCGUUGACACUCCUCCUGCUGCUUCAGUAGCUGCUCCUCUGUCCCAAACACAGCCGAGUGGGCCUCCAGGGGGAAAGGUUUCGUUUUCUAUUUGAAUAAUAGCUUCAUUAACACGACCAAGGCCACACAAAUUGUAAAUAUAUUAUUCUUGGAUAAUUCUAUAAAAUUCCCUACUUCUUAAAAAAAAAAUCUGAACUUUAUUUUUUCUGAGGGUCAGGAAAAUCUUGCUCUUAAUGUGUUCGACUGUAUGUCAUUUUCUCCUUUCUUUUCAUGUAGCAACUCAGACGAACUGUCUGUAGCCAACAGACUUUGACAGUCCUGGGCCACAUUCUGCACAGAGCAGCCCCUCAGCUGUGCCCUGUGCACACCCAGGAGCCACCUCAGGACUUGUGGUCACAGUCCCACACUGCGCCUCCCAUCCCAGAAAGAGGAGGUUCCACAUGACAGCUGUAGCUGCCAUCUGUCUCUGACCCAGCUCAUGGAGUUUUUCCAUCUUCUACAGAGACCCAGAAAGGGUGUAUCUUAGCUUGGGUCACCCAUCAAUCAAAAUCACUAAGGAUUCGAGAACUCAGAAUAAGGUGACAGGCAUGAGCUCCCUCCCAACGUGGGGAUGCACAAAAGUGUCCCGCUGGCCUUGACGAGCAGAACAGCUGACCAUAGACCCGGGCUUCUGUGUGACAUGUCC